AUGCCUGGCCCUCGAUUUACAAUGAGCCGCGAUCGCUUAGCCGAACUACGUGGCAGUGCAGGGCAAGAGAAACGCUACGAUCGCUUAAGCGAUGACUAUGAUGAACCACCUCCUGUACCUAAUCUUCCUCGAGGACAAGCUGCUGGACAGCCAUCCCCAAGAUACAACGACGAUUACAGCUAUCGACCACCUGUAGAACCAUCUCCAACAUAUACAAAAAGUACCACCAAAGAGCAAUACGAAAUGACAGAACGCAAAAUGUCUCCUGUUGACCUUGGUGACACUGAAAACUUCUUCCGAGAGAUUGAAGACGUCAAGGAGCUCAUACGGCGGAUCAACCUCAACAUUUCAGAUAUCGAAGAAUUACAUGGCUCUUCUCUUAUCAACAUCAGUGAUGAACAAAUGGCUGAAAACACACGUCGUCUUGAAUUGCUAAGUAGUGAGACUACAAAGCUUAACAACGAAGCCAAGAAGAAAAUAAAAGCGGUGGAAUUAAGUAAUGCUCAACUACCUGAUUCGGGAGAUAAGCCCAUGCGUGUCACUCAGCAUGCAGCUUUGAAGAAGCGAUUCAUUGAAACCAUCCAACGGUAUCAGGAUAUCGAGCGAACUUAUCAACAAAAGUACCGUCAACGCGUUGAGCGACAAAUUCGCAUUGUGAAACCGGAUGCAACUCCUGAUGAGAUUGAACAAGUGCUUGAUUCCGAUGAAGCUCCUCAGAUUUUUGCUCAAUCGCUUAUGCAAGCCAAUCGUUCCGGUCACGCAAAAGCAGUAUUGAGCGAGGUACAGACGAGACAUGACGACAUUAAAAAGAUUGAGAAGACUAUUCUUGAAUUACAUCAACUCUUCAUGGAUAUGCAAAUGAUGAUUGAGCAGCAAGGAGAAACACUCAAUAAGGUGGAGAUGGCCACUGAAACCACUAUUGUGGACUUGGAACAAGGAAACAAAGAGAUUGGCAAGGCCAUUAAUUAUGCAAGAGCGACUCGAGCUAAAAAAUGGUGUUGCUUUGUCAUUGGAAUCAUCAUCCUUGUCGUUAUUGCAAUCCUUGUAUGGUGGUUUGCUUUUGACCAUCCAGGUGUCAAUUAG
This is a messenger RNA of Lichtheimia ornata, 1083 nucleotides long. RefSeq lists its product as uncharacterized. Bases 1 to 1083 code for a protein of 360 amino acids. Lineage: Eukaryota; Fungi; Mucoromycota; Mucoromycetes; Mucorales; Lichtheimiaceae. Gene Ontology annotation, biological process: exocytosis; vesicle fusion; intracellular protein transport. The record is from RefSeq and is a predicted model, not a curated record. Gene Ontology annotation, cellular component: plasma membrane; endomembrane system; SNARE complex. The transcript has 11 exons. Gene Ontology annotation, molecular function: SNARE binding; SNAP receptor activity.